Molecule: messenger RNA, 2472 nt
Organism: Ogataea haglerorum
Lineage: Eukaryota; Fungi; Ascomycota; Pichiomycetes; Pichiales; Pichiaceae
Exons: 2
Coding region: 1-2472 (823 amino acids)
Biological process (GO): glucan catabolic process
Molecular function (GO): beta-glucosidase activity
Source: RefSeq, a predicted model, not a curated record
AUGUCUCGCAGAUUUGAAGUUGAAGAAGUGCUCCAGCACCUCACGGAAGCUCAAAAAAUUGCUCUCACCGCAGAGUUUGGAAUUCCCAAAAUUCGUACUUCGGACGGCCCAAAUGGUAUCCGCGGUCAGAACCACUUCAAUAGUACUCCAACCGCAUGUAUCCCAUCAGGGACUGCCCUUGCGUCUACAUGGGACGGCGAACUUCUGUUCCAAGUCGGCGAGUUGCUGGACAAAGAAGCCCGAGCUAAAGGUGUGCACGUUAUCUUAGGACCGACAGCCAACAUCCAGCGCGUUCCUCUCGGCGGACGUGGGUUUGAGUCAUUUUCGGAAGACCCGUACCUAUCAGGUAUCCUUUCUGCUGCGUAUAUCAAUGGGUUUCAAAAGUCUGGUCUUGCUGCCACUAUGAAGCACUACGUUGGCAAUGACCAGGAGCACGAGCGAUUCAGCUCGAACUCAGUGAUUUCCCAGCGUGCUCUGCGUGAGAUUUAUCUCCGUCCGUUUGAGAUUGCGAUCAAAGAAUCCAAUCCCAAAGCUAUUAUGACAAGUUACAAUCGAGUCAAUGGAGUCCAUGUGAGCGAGGAUAAAUACUUGCUCACCGAAAUUCUCCAAAACCAGUGGGGUUAUCAAGGCCUCAUAAUGUCAGACUGGACAGGCACCUACUCCACUACAGGAGCAUUGCUGGCUGGCCUGGAUUUGGAAAUGCCCGGUCCGGGAAUAUGGAGAGGACCUAACCUAAGUAGGGCCUUGGUUGCUGGCAAGAUUUCGAAAGAGGUAUUGGACGAGCGCGCUCGUAAAGUGCUUCAGUUGGCAAACAGUGUCAUAGAUGCGGGUGUUGAGGAAGACAAGGCAGAAGAGCAGCGUGAUGUUUCUGAAACCAGAGCCUUUUUGAGGAAAUUAGCAGGCGAGGCCGUGGUGCUUUUGAAAAAUGAAGAUAGUGUGCUACCACUAAAGAAGGAAAAGACGUUGGUCAUUGGUCCCAAUGCUAUAUACACUGCCUACUCCGGUGGGGGGUCUGCUUUAGUAACGCCAUACUACACUGUGUCUCCAUUUGAUGCAAUCAGAGAAGAGAUUGGCCCAGAGAAUGUAUCGUUUCAGAUCGGAGCAUAUUCUCACAGAUAUAUGCCUUCUCUUGCUCGCUAUUUGAAACUAGACAAUGGAAGUACUGGUGUGCGCUUUCAGAUAUACAACGAGUCUUUUGAGGUCAAGGACCGGGACGCAGUUGAUGAUCUGAUCCUAAGAGACGUCAAUUAUUUCCGGAUGAAUGACUAUGUCAACCCGAAAUUGAAGUCAGGCACAUUUUAUUGUUGCCUCACAUCGAACUUCACUCCCGAAGUGGACGGAAUUUUCGAUUUUGGUGUCAGUGUUUACGGAACUGCGCUGCUGUUUUUGGACGAUCAGUUGAUCAUUGAUAAUUUGCACAACCAGAAAGCUGGCGAGUCGUUCUAUGGAAAAGGAACAGUUGAGGUCCGUGGAUCUUAUUUUGUGAAAGCCGGACAAAAGUACAAGCUACGUAUUGAGUUUGGCUCGUCCCCAACGAGUAUGCUUCACCAGUCGAAUCCUGUCUUUUUUGGAGCAGGAGGUCUGAUGUUUGGUGGUGCUCCGCGGAUAGACGAUGAUCAGGAGAUACAGAAGGCAGCAGAGGCAGCUCGUCAAGUCUCGCAAGUUAUUGUUGUUACAGGGCUGAACAAAGAAUGGGAAUCUGAGGGAUCAGACCGGAAGGACAUGAAACUCCCCGGUCACAACGAUCGUCUGAUUGAGUCUGUGCUGGAUGCAAAUCCAAACACUGUCGUGGUGAUUCAGGCUGGGACGCCAGUCGAAAUGCCCUGGGUGAGCAAAGCAAAGGCUCUGCUGUACACAUCAUACGGAGGAAACGAAACAGGCAACGGAAUUGCAGAUGUCAUUUUUGGAAAAAUCAACCCUGCUGGGAAGCUGCCCCUUACCUUCCCCAGACGUCUACAGGAUUGUCCUGGGUAUCUUAAUUUUGGGACAGAAAACGGCAGGGUGCUCUAUGGUGAGGAUGUUUACGUUGGCUACCGUUUUUACGACACAUUUAAAGUUCCCUCACUUUUCCCAUUUGGUUACGGUCUUAGCUACACAUCCUUUGCUCUGUCUGCUUUGAAAGUGGAAUACGAUGGCGUGCUGCAGGUUGACGUCUUGUUGGAAAAUACAGGUGAUCGUGCCGGUGCAGAGGUUGUUCAGGUCUACGUUCAUCAAAGCUGUCCGGCAAUUAAGCGGCCAUUCAAAGAGCUGAAAGGUUUCAGGAAGAUAUAUUUGGAAGCUGGAAGCUCGCAGAAAGUACACAUAUCCAUCGACGGCAAGUUUGCCACUUCUUACUGGAACGAAGCUUGCGAUAAAUGGAUUAUGGAGGCAGCGACGUACACUGUUUUUGUGGGAACGUCGAGCGAGGGAAAUUUCCUGGAAGAACAGUUUACUGUUUCCCAACCCCUUUUAUGGCUUGACAAACUUGUAUAG